AUGGCGGCUAAAGGCAAAUACGCCGGUGUUUUGGUAAUGGGUUUAUCGCUUCUAAUUGCCAUUGCGGCGGAAGAUCCGUACAGAUUCUUUGAAUGGCACGUAACCCAUGGUACUAUCGCACCUAUGGGCGUCAAACAACAGGGUAUAUUGAUCAACAAGAUGUUUCCGGGGCCGGAUAUUCGCUCUGUUACCAAUGAUAACCUCAUCAUUAACGUAUUCAACCAUCUCGACGAGCCUUUUCUGAUUUCAUGGGCCGGGAUUCAAAACAGAAAGAACUCGUUUCAAGAUGGAGUGUACGGAACGACGUGCCCAAUCCCGCCGGGGAAGAACUACACUUACGCUCUCCAGGUUAAGGAUCAGAUCGGAAGCUUCUAUUACUUCCCGUCGCUCGGAUUCCACAAAGCCGCCGGCGGAUUCGGAGGUAUUCGUAUCUCCAGCCGUCCACUGAUACCUGUUCCUUUCCCUCCUCCCGCCGAUGAUUACACUCUUCUCAUCGGCGACUGGUACAAGACCAAUCACAAGGCACUGAGAGCACAGCUCAACAAUGGCGGAAAGCUUCCUUUUCCAGAUGGGAUUCUCAUUAACGGUCGCGGGACCGGUGCUACACUCAAUAUCCAACCAGGUAAGACUUAUAGACUGAGAAUAUCAAAUGUAGGAUUAAAAAACUCGCUCAACUUCCGCAUCCAGAACCACGCGAUGAAGCUGGUUGAGAUCGAAGGGACACACACUAUUCAGAACGUAGUCUCUUCGCUUGAUGUUCACGUUGGUCAAUCUUACUCGGUCCUCAUAACGGCGAACCAGCCUGCAAAAGAUUACUACAUUGUGGUCUCUACUAGGUUUACCCCAAAGGUUCUCACCACCACAGGUGUUCUCCAUUACAGUAAUUCUGCUCGACCUGUUUCUGGACCUAUUCCCGCUGCUCCCGCUCCCAUGAGCUGGUCUUUUAGCCAAGCUCGAGCUAUCAGGACUAACCUCACAGCAAGCGGACCAAGACCAAACCCACAAGGUUCAUACCACUAUGGUAUGGUAAAAGUCACCAGAACCAUCAGACUUGCUAACUCUGCUGGACAGAUCAAAGGCAAGCAACGUUACGCUGUGAAGAGCGCAUCGUUUUACCCAUCAGACACCCCUCUAAAGCUCGCGGACUACUUCCAUAUCAACGGUGUAUACAAGCCUGGAGGCAUAUCUGAUCAGCCCACAAAUAAACCAAUAUUCCCUUUCACAUCUGUCUUGCAGGCUGAUUACAGAGCCUUUGUGGAGAUUGUUUUCGAGAACGGGGAAAAUAUUGUUCAAAGCUGGCACCUUAACGGUUACUCUUUCUUCGUUGUUGGAAUGGAGCUUGGGAAGUGGAGUCCUGACAGUAGGAAAGCCUACAACCUAAACGACGCAGUUUCACGAUGCACUGUUCAAGUGUAUCCAAGAUCAUGGACAGCUAUAUACGUAGGACUAGACAACGUAGGAAUGUGGAACUUGCGAUCAGAGUUGUGGGAAAGACAAUACUUGGGACAGCAGUUUUACAUGCGUGUCUACACGACCUCUACUUCUCUUAGAGAUGAAUACCGAAUCCCAACGAACGCUCUUCUUGUGGUAGGGCCAAUGGACGCCCGCGACAAAGCACUGCUUUUGAGUGACGAUAGUGUUUAG
Molecule: messenger RNA, 1644 nt
Organism: Thlaspi arvense
Lineage: Eukaryota; Viridiplantae; Streptophyta; Magnoliopsida; Brassicales; Brassicaceae
Source: the annotation of a GenBank genome assembly